UUACUGCUCGACGUCAUAUUGCAGCGCCACAGGGAAUUAUAUAAACAGCAAUCACUUGCUUUCAGCCCACGCAAUUUCGAUGAGCAGAACCGGGAACUCCAGAAUGCGGCGCGUGCAAAACAGCGCGAGGAUCGUUUUCAAAGCAACCGCAUUAUUAGUGUUAGUCCAACUCCCGUCAAGCGUGCGGCACCUAUACCGCCCUCAGAGGAGGCGCAGCCACGCCUUACCUAUGUCGCUCCUCCUAAGGAGAAUCGAAAACCAGAGCUGCCUCAGCAGCAGAGGAACCCCACCCGGGACCUUUACAUAAAGCGCUUCGUGGAUUGGAAGGCUGCCAGGAAGGAACAAACAAAGAACGAGCAAAUUGCUCGUCGUGGUCAAAAGAUGUGCACAUAUAAAACCGAAACACUUACACCUGCGACAAACCCCCAGAAAGAGCAGGAGAACGCUCCGGCAUUUGUGCCGCCAAAAAGGCACUCCUUAUAUGUUUUGUCAAAAAAAACUCAGUGUACGCAGACGGCAGCGGAGAGGAAACAGCCUUUGGCAACCCAAUUGCGUACCCAGGGUCAUCCAUCCAGAUUGCGCGCUCAGCCUGCGGCAACCAUGGCAAAGCUGCAACAUGCAACGUCGCGUCUUCAACCGGUCACUGUGAAGACCCAAACAUCAAACAUGAAACAUCAAACAUCAGCAAGGAAUGUCCAGCCAGCCACAGUGAAGCCUGCACCUUCACGUGCAUUGCCCUUGAAGCCUACAGCAGGCCCAAAGCCCAAGGCAGCAGAUUUGGUCGUUGGACCUUCUGCAAAUGGGGUUGUUCAUUUGCCAAAUGUGAGGACGCAACCAUUCGAAAAGCCGGCCGUGAGUAAGCCCACCUUAAAAAUACCAGCAGUGAAACCAAAGCCCAUUCAAGGAGGCGGCGGAGGGGGAGCUGCGGGAAAAUUUAAGUCGACCGCAGUAGCAAAAGGGCCGGCAAUAAAAAACAAGCUUGCCAGCCAAUUGUCGACCAGAAUGAAGGCCAAGAGCAACGUCAGCAAGUACGUAGGUCUUCAAAAGAAUGUUUGAAAUCGGCCGGAGCUGAUGAGAGAGUUGGUUGGGGCUGGGACCACUGAACUCCCACUGCCUCCCAAUACGCCGCUGGAAGAGAAGAGAAGAUAAGUUUCCCUGCUCUGGCCACAUUCACCCAGUGCAAGACGAACAAUUGCAGUCAAGAAAUGAUAGAAGCCUUGGGUGAGAUUUCAAAUCUGAGUCCAGUGGGUCCAAUGAGCAGCCACCGAGAUUCGAAAGCGAAGCGGAAAUUUGACUUUUCUAGGUACUCUUUGAUAAAAACGGCAGCUGAAGAGAGUUUGAUCUUGGAUCCAUAUCUGGCUAAGGAUCCAGAUGAUAAAGAA
Drosophila miranda is the source of this 1382-nucleotide messenger RNA. RefSeq names its product guanylate kinase-associated protein mars-like. The transcript is spliced from 2 exons. The coding region runs from base 382 to 1056 and encodes 224 amino acids. Lineage: Eukaryota; Metazoa; Arthropoda; Insecta; Diptera; Drosophilidae. The record is from RefSeq and is a predicted model, not a curated record.